GCGCCUGCAGGCGACACUCUCGGGAAGAUGGCUGCUGCUGUGCUGCUGGCCGUGGGUUUGCGCGCUGCGCACAGAACCCUGGCGGCCGCGGGGUCCCGGGGGGCGCAGGUCCGAGGAAAUGCAGGUGUGACUGAUGGGAGUGAAGUGGCCAAGGCCCAGAAAGCAGCUCCUGGAACAGCGCCAACCAUCUUCUCCCGGAUUUUGGACCGAAGCCUCCCAGCUGACAUUCUAUAUGAAGAUCAGCAGUGCCUAGCGUUCCGUGAUGUAGCCCCUCAGGCUCCUGUGCACUUUCUGGUCAUUCCUAGGAAGCCCAUUCCUCGAAUCAGCCAGGCUGAAGAAGACGACCAGCAGCUUCUAGGACACUUACUCCUUGUGGCCAAGAAGGUAGCACAGGCCGAGGGUCUGAAAGAUGGGUAUCGACUUGUGGUUAAUGAUGGCAAGAUGGGUGCACAAUCUGUGUACCACCUGCACAUUCACGUACUUGGAGGUCGACAGCUGCAGUGGCCACCUGGCUAAACCUGCCAGCUGGCCAAGGACCACAGGCCCGGAUGCUUGGAUGGAGAAAGAGAAAAGGAAUCCUGUGGUGCUAAUAAACUUAUUCUCCCUCAA
Molecule: messenger RNA, 609 nt
Organism: Arvicanthis niloticus (Nile rat)
Lineage: Eukaryota; Metazoa; Chordata; Mammalia; Rodentia; Muridae
Gene: Hint2
Product: histidine triad nucleotide binding protein 2
Molecular function (GO): catalytic activity
Source: RefSeq, a predicted model, not a curated record